CCGCGCCCCGCUCGGCCCUUGCAUCCUUAUCGCGCAUCCUUAUGAUGCAGGCCGACUGUAAUGUUAUCGGUAUCUUUUGUUUCCUCGGGUCCACGCUCACCAAGUAGCUUCGGGUUUCGGCCGCAGCCAGGGGGCGCCGAGGCAUGUCGAAGAAGACCGCUGUUGGCAUCGACUUGGGUACAACUUACUCCUGCGUCGGGGUGUGGAAGAAUGACGGUGUCGAGAUUAUUGCCAACGAUCAGGGCAAUCGCACGACGCCAUCGUACGUCGCCUUCACCGACAGCGAGCGCUUGAUCGGGGACGCGGCCAAGAACCAGGUGGCCCGCAACCCAGAGAACACGGUCUUCGACGCGAAGCGGCUUAUCGGUCGCAAGUUCGCGGACCCGAUCGUGCAGGCAGACAUCAAGUUAUGGCCUUUCAAGGUCGAGGCGGGGACGGGCGACAAACCGAUGAUCGUUGUGACCGCACAGGGCGAGGAGAAGAAGUUUCACCCCGAGGAGAUCUCUUCGAUGAUUCUGCUCAAGAUGAAGGAGACUGCCGAGGCCUACUUGGGGGCCAAGUGCAACGAUGCUGUCGUGACUGUCCCAGCCUACUUCAACGACUCCCAGCGUCAGGCUACUAAAGAUGCCGGGACGAUCUCUGGUAUGAACGUUCUUCGAAUUAUCAACGAGCCCACUGCGGCGGCGAUCGCGUACGGCCUCGAUAAGAAGGGCAGCGGGGAGAAGAACAUCCUUAUCUACGACAUGGGUGGGGGCACCUUCGACGUUUCCUUGUUGACUAUCGAGGACGGUAUCUUCGAGGUGAAGGCCACCGCAGGGGAUACACACCUUGGGGGCGAGGACUUUGACAACCGCAUCGUGGACUUCUGCAUGCAGGACUUCAAGCGCAAGAACAGGGGUAAGGACCUUGCAGGCAACCAGCGUGCCAUCCGCCGCCUGCGGACACAGUGCGAGCGUGCCAAGAGGACCCUUUCUUCAUCCACGCAGGCCACGAUCGAGAUCGAUUCGCUCUUUGACGGCAUCGACUUCUCUUGCUCGUUGUCGCGAGCCCGUUUCGAGGAGCUCAACAUGGACUACUUCCGCAACUCCAUGGGCCCUGUCGAGAAGUGCUUGCGCGACAGCGGCAUCGACAAGAGGAACGUGCACGAGGUAGUUUUGGUUGGUGGUUCUACGCGCAUCCCGAAGGUGCAGGCCAUGAUCCAGGAGUUCUUCAACGGCAAGGAGCCCAACAAGUCCAUCAACCCAGACGAGGCCGUGGCCUUCGGCGCCGCCGUGCAGGCCGCCAUCCUCACCGGCGAGGGCUCCUCGCAGGUCCAGGACCUCCUGCUGCUCGACGUGACGCCGCUGUCGAUGGGCCUGGAGACCGCAGGUGGGGUGAUGACCAAGCUGAUCGAGCGGAACACUACGAUCCCCACCAAGAAGGGCCAGACCUUCACCACCUACGCGGACAACCAGCCAGGAGUGCUCAUCCAGGUGUUCGAGGGCGAGCGCGCGAUGACCAAGGACAACAACCUGUUGGGGAAGUUCCACCUGGACGGUAUCCCUCCCGCCCCGCGCGGCGUUCCGCAGAUCGAGGUGACGUUCGACAUUGAUGCGAACGGCAUCUUGAAUGUGUCCGCACAGGACAAGUCCACCGGGAAGUCCAACCAGAUCACCAUCACCAACGAGAAGGGGCGGCUGUCCCAGGCGGAGAUCGACCGUAUGGUCCAGGAGGCUGAGAAGUAUCGCGCCGAGGACGAGUCGAACAAGGCAAAGAUCGAGGCAAAGAAUGGCCUCGAGAAUUACUGCUUCACCAUGCGCAACACCCUGAAUGAGGAGAAGCUCAAGGAGAAGUUCGAGGACGGAGACAAGGAGAAGAUCGAGAAGGCGGUCCAGGACACCCUCGACUGGCUCGACAAGAAUCAGCUGGCCGAGAAGGACGAGUUCGAGGCAAAGCAGAAGGAGCUUGAGGGCAUCGUCAACCCGAUCAUGAUGAAGGUGUACCAGGCCGCCGGCGGCGGCGGGAUGCCGGAGGGCGGCAUGCCGGGCGGCGGCUUCGGCGGGGCCGCCCCGGGCGGCGGCGCCGGGCCCACCGUGGAGGAGGUGGACUGAGCCGACCGGGGGCGCUGGCAGUCCUGGGUGGUUUCAACAGGCCCUUUGCGUGUUCCCAGCUGGGGGGGUGAGGCCGCGCUGUUUUGCGCCCGGGGAGGAUCUGCGGCGGCAGCAGCAGCACUGCCGCCCAAGACCUUCUAGCCUCCUUGCGGGCAGUGUGGAAGGGCCCCCUGCACUGGUGGGCCUGCCCGCGGGGGAGGGGCGAGGUCGGUGCCUCUGCGCCAGGCUGUGAGGAGCCCAAAGGGCUGGCCGACGCGACUCUAACCCGAAGCCCUCUGGCUUCUGGCUCCGGGCCAUCGGUCGAUCCCCCGCGGCGGCCCGAUCGCGGCGACGGGAGGGCACUCUGCCUCCCGAGCAGGAGCUUGCAGCCCAGGGAGGGCGUCUGGGGCGCGCCUGGGCAGUUCGAAUUGCCUGUCGGUAGACUUGUGCCAAGGGGACUGGGGGUCUGAAAGUCACUGGAGAGUGUGCUUCUCGCUUGUGGGGUGCUGAAGGCACAGAGCUCGGGCGAGCGCGAAGCUGCACCACUGUUCGGGGGGCUCAGCUUGCACUCUCCUGACACUCCUGAUCCACACCUGGUAUAUG
Prorocentrum cordatum is the source of this 2672-nucleotide messenger RNA. The record is from the annotation of a GenBank genome assembly. Lineage: Eukaryota; Dinophyceae; Prorocentrales; Prorocentraceae.